UCCCGGCGGUGGCGGGGCAGGAGGAGGGGGCGAAGGAGGUGGUGGCUCUGAGGGGACAGAGGGCUUGGUUGGAGCCCCGAUCAUGGAGAUCGAGAACAUCGUGGCCAACACGGUGCUGCUGAAAGCCAGGGAAGGAGGGUGUGGCAAACGGAAUGGACGCAGUAAGAAAUGGAAGGAGAUGCUAAAGUUACCACCUCUCAGUUAUUGUGAAGACCUUAGACGUUCAAUCGAAAAAAACUAUAACCAGCUCUGUGACAAGCAGCCAAUAGGGAGACUUCUCUUCAGACAGUUCUGUGACACUAGGCCAGAUUUGAAGACAUGCAUUGAAUUCCUGGAUGCAGUGGCCAAGUAUGAAGUGUCUUCAGAUGAAAAGCGUAAAGAUUGUGGUCUGAAAGUUUUAGACACAUACUUCACUAACUGGUCUGCAGCCCACUUACCGGAAAUACCUCAGGAUACAGUGAAUGAAUGUAAAACAAGACUGGAGCAGAACCCUUGCAAAGAUCUUUUUAAUGACUGCACUAGGAUUGUCCAGGAUUAUUUAAGUGGAGCACCUUUUGAGGCUUACCAACAAAGCAUCUAUUUCUCCCGUUUUUUACAGUGGAAAUGGUUGGAAAGGCAACCAGUAACCAAGAACACAUUUAGAUAUUACCGAGUACUGGGCAAAGGAGGAUUUGGAGAGGUAUGCGCUUGCCAAGUGCGGGCAACAGGAAAAAUGUAUGCUUGUAAAAAGCUAGAAAAAAAGAGAAUCAAGAAGAGAAAAGGAGAAUCAAUGGCAUUAAAUGAAAAAAGAAUUUUAGAAAAAGUGAAUAGUAGAUUUGUAGUUAGUUUAUCCUACACCUAUGAGACUAAAGAUGCCCUAUGUUUAGUAUUAACCAUUAUGAAUGGAGGGGAUUUGAAGUUUCACAUUUACAACAUGGGAAAUCCUGGCUUUGAUGAAGAAAGGGCUGUUUUCUAUGCUGCAGAGCUCUGCUGCGGCUUGGAGGACUUACACAGAGAGAGAAUUGUUUACAGAGACUUGAAGCCUGAAAAUAUUCUCCUUGAUGACUGUGGACACAUCAGGAUUUCAGAUCUUGGAUUAGCUGUGCAGAUCCCAGAAGGAGAAACAGUCCGAGGGCGGGUUGGAACAGUUGGAUACAUGGCUCCAGAAAUCCUCAACAAUGAAAGGUAUACAUUCAGCCCUGACUGGUGGGGUCUUGGCUGCCUAAUUUAUGAAAUGAUUCAAGGACAAUCACCAUUCAGGAAGCGUAAGGAAAAGGUCAAACUGAAUGAGAUAGACCGAAGAGUGAAGGAAGACCAGGAAGUGUACUCGGACAGAUUCUCAGAGGAGGCAAAAUCCAUCUGCAGGAUGUUACUUGCCAAAGAUCCAAAGGAACGAUUGGGGUGCACUGGAGAUGGAGCUGCUGCUGUAAAACAGCAUCCCAUUUUCAAGAAUAUUAACUUCAAGAGACUGGAAGCAAACAUGUUAGAACCUCCGUUUUUACCAGAUCCACGUGCAGUGUAUUGUAAGGAUGUCUUGGAUAUAGAGCAAUUCUCCACAGUAAAAGGAGUGAACCUGGAUACUACAGAUGAUGACUUCUAUUCCAAAUUUGUUACAGGUUGCGUCUCAAUCCCUUGGCAAAAUGAGAUGAUUGAAACAGAAUGCUUUCAAGAGGUCAAUAUAUAUGAACCUGAUGUCACUUUGUCACAAGACCUAGAUAUGAGCAAAGAUACUCCUAGACCAAAGAGAGGCUUCUUUCACAGACUCUUCAUGGGAGGGGUAAAAGUCUGUUUUAAAUCUGGUUACAUUGAUGAUGAAGAGGAGUUCUCUAGACUCUAAAUCAGAGAAUUGUAGCCAAAAAAUAAAAGGAUGAGUGAACUCUGAAUGUUUUUAUCUAUGUAAAGUGUAUUAUAAAUGUAAAAAAUUAUGUAUGGGCUUACAGAUAUUGUAUAUUUGUACUUUAGUUUUAAGUGUCAAGAUGUAUAUUUUCACUAAAUCUUUAUUGUACAAAAGCCAAGAGUGCCACUUAAGUGUAAGCAUGUAUGUGUGAUAUAUUAUGUAUUUUAAUUGGAAUGAAGCUGGAAAUGCUUAAGGGUUUUAAAGUACAGAAACUUACGUUAUCUAUGAUAUGGAUGUUACUUGGCUUUGGGGAUUAUGUUGUUGUUGUUCCUGGCAACUCUACUGAAAGGCACUGUUUCUUAUUCCUCAGAAUAUUAUUUAGGUUUGUUCUCAACAGCAGACUUGUUCUACUGAUUAGUAUUAAUAUUUCUGGUGUAAAUAGCACUUCAUUUCUGUUUGCUGUCAGAUUGCACUCUAAUAUAGUUCCCAAGUCAUUUAAAAUGAAACUGCUAGGAAAAGAAGGAAUGAGUUCAGUGCACUGUGACCAGUUUCUGUAAAAUACUUUUUACAAGUUGGGAUUUAAAGACUAUUUGUUUGUCUCAAGUUGUUCCUGUUUUGUAUAUUGUGUGUAAUAUGUAAUGCCUUAUUUUUUAAACAAACUUAAUUUCUCCAAAUGUUGAUAUCAGGAGACAGUAAUAGAUUUCUGACUAAGUAUAUAUAUAUUUCCCCCAUUUAUCAGAAAGAUAAAUGGUUUCUCUGUAUCUUUUUAGAAUAAUUGCCUUUCUAUUCAUAUCUUUGUCAGGAGUGAACACAACAGGAAUUCCAGAUUUUUUAGAAGUAGUCAUUUAUGCUUUUGGUCCAUAGCUUUCCCCCUCCCCACUCUAGCUAUAGCUUAUCUGAGUAAGGCCUUUGUCUACACUGGAAUCAGAACCAUGCCAGCUAUACAACUUGACUAUGUUUUGAAUGUUUCAUGGUUAUUGCUAACAGAAUUUCCCUAAGCACUGUGGACAGAACUUUUUUUCCCUGAGAUUGUUAGCCAACUCCUUGCUAUAGGGUUUCAUUUAUAGCAAGGGUUGGUAAGUUGGAAUCUCAAAAAAUGGUAUGAUCUGAUCUACCACACAAUACCUCCUUGCUUAUUACUAUUGUAGAUUCUUACAUUUUGGUUACAGCAUUGACUGUGAUCAUGACUACUGAGUAAAAAUAAAACUAAUAAUUAAGAAUUUUUCUGUAUGAACUCUUAAACUCAUCAAAAAAGAAUAAUUUCCUAAGAACCAAGUCCCACUGAUAUUCUUUCUUAAAGGUGGAACUGGUACUGCUGCCUGUAGAUAUGAUUGCUCAAGACUUCCCAUUUAUAAGACCCGGUUUUUUGUUGCUUAUAACUUUGCCAAAUUUUAUCCUGCUUGGCUGAAGCUAUCCAUCCCAGAUGUCUGCCUGACUCUUUCUACCUACCUACUAAAAUUGUUCAGAUGUUUCUAAGAUCACAUUAAGGUCCAAACAACACAUUUUGCCCAUGUUAAAAAUAUUCUUACAACUAUUUCAUUGAGAGGCUGUAAUGCUUCCACACGUUGGAUCAGGAACUUGAAAUUUGGGCAGGGGAGUUUACCCCGAGUCAGGGGUGUGCCUUUACCAUCCCCAGAAAAACCUGUCCAAAUUUGACCAAGUGAUAAAACCAAAUUGAAGUUUGUGCAUACUCAGAGACUUGCUUGCCAGCUAAAUUUUCUGAAGAUUCCAUCUGCACUGAGCAUGCUCCAUUCCCCUCACAGCUUCUGUGUGACAACUGCACUGCAUUUAUGCCAUUUGCACAGAGCAACUGAGCAUGCUUCAACCCAAGGCUCAGAACAGGACUUUUCCUGCAAAUGCUGCUCCUGGCUGUGUAGGGUAGUUGUAACCCAUAGGCACAUGAUCUGAGAUCAGGGAGACUCUCCUGUGCUUUCAAUAUUCCAAUUGCUGGCACCCAGGUAGUAUGGAGAAGGAGGAAAUGGCCGCAUUGGAAUGCACAGAAGUGGGAAAUGGGGCAAGAAAGAAUGUGAGGGGGUUGCAGGAACCAGAGGCUUGGGGAAGCAGAGGAGGAGUGGGACAGGAGCCAGGGGAUGGGAGGUUGGAUUGACUCAGAUGGAGAAUGAGCAUGAGCUGGGAUGGUGCACAUAAAAGCAGAGGUAGACAGAGGGACUGGGGUAUAGGAGUAGGGCAUAACCACUGGAGAAUUUGGGACAUUUACCAGAUAGAGAACAGUGGUAUUGCUUCUCUAAUUUGAUUAAUAUAAAACUUCUGGUGUUUAGUGUAGUGAUACAAAGGUAACAGUAACAACAGCGGACAUACGGAGUGACAUAUGGACUUAAUAUCAGCUUAGAGCAAUUUGGGCAAGAAUACCAUGGCCCCAGCCUGAGUGGUUUUAAAUGAUGAGACCACAGGUAUCAGCUUUAAACAGAUUAAAGAAAAUAGUAUAUUUUUAUUUGCCAUGCAUGUCAAGGAUAUUAUCUUUUUUAUAUAGACAAUACCUUAAUUAGGAAAUCAACUACUAUAACACCCUUAGUCUAUCUAAUCUAAACAGAAAGUUCUAUUUCCAUAACACAGGACAGCAGCUAAGGAAAUAAGAGUGCUAAAAAUGUUGGAGAACUGAAAGAUUUGCAGAAAGUACACCAGUAACUUCUUGUAACUAAUCCACAAUAAAUAGCAAGUGAUAACAACCCUUCUCAAUAAUCAGAGUUCUUAGUCAUUACUCACCUAAGUACAGGAAAACAAUGCAAGAUGCAUGCAAGGCUUCCAUUGACUUCAGUGGGACCUGUGCUCAUGCACCCCUGCAGAAUUUGGACCUUGUGGUGUAACUAAAAAAGUAUCUGUAUGAGCAAAGCUUCAAAAUUAGGGCAAUUGUAACCUAAACCAUGCUUCUGUUUUCUCAGUUCCACCAAUUAAGAAAAAAAAAAUUGCAGUUCCUCACUGAGACUGACAAUUCAUGACCCCAGUUGGCUGGGAGGAUGCGCUGUCCAGUGUUGGGCCUCCCUCAGAGAGAGGCUAUGUUUACAAGCAACCUUUCAAAAAAAUUGGCUGGUAGUAUGUUCUAGUUUUUAACAUCUCAAUCAGAUGAACGUUACUGCUACUUCCUACUGCACUCCCACCCAUUGAUGUGCUCAUUCUUAAUUCUUCAUAUGGACCACCACAUACCUGUGGAAAUUUUAGGACAUUGGUAAAGGGGCAUUCUUUACAAGCAACAGAAUGUUGUUUUUAUAAAUGGGAGUUUUAUCUAAAGUCUAAUGUAUUAACCAAGUAAGUGUCUAGCUGUCAAGAUUCCUGGGUUUUAUUCCUAGCUAUGUCAGCAUUUGACCUUUAGCAAAUCACUAAUGUGUAUGAACAUCUCUAAAAUGUGCAUGCUAUCUACUGUAAAGGAGUGUUGAGGUCUAACAUUGUAAUGCUUGUGAGAUCUGUGGAUGGAAGAUGCUAUAUCUCAUUUGAUCUGAAGUGAGAAGUAGCAUCUUUUUCCCUUACCCCAAAGCCUGCUGUGUCUUGUCAGAUAAAUUGUGAAAUUUUCAUAGCUUUCCAAAUAAACACCUCUUUCACUUACCGAAGCAGUAAAUUAAAUUUAUUUGAGCAUUCAUUAAAUUUGUUUAACUUGUGCGUUAUUGCACUCUUAUUGUUUGCAAAGUACAUUUUAAAAUAUAUAUUUAUAGGGCCAAAUUCACUAGUGCAUUCUGGCUACUUUAUGCCAUUCAAGCAAUACAAAGCAGCUGAAAAUAUGGUGUAACCGACUCUUAAAUUGGGUUUGCAGCUGCUUUGCAUCACCAGAGUGGUAUACAACAGCACAGUCGUACUAAUGAAUUUUGCCUACAGUGAAGGCUGCAUUUUUUUGCCAUGAGGGAGUCAUAGAUUUUUAACAUUAUAUCCAUGAUUUCUGAGACUUUGGGUUGUAGAUAGGUGGAUGUAAUAAUGAACAGUUGAAUCAAUUUUACUAAGAACUUUAAGUUUUAAAUUUGAUGAGUCAAUCUACAAAGAGAGGUAGAGACAGAUGGAAAUCCAGUACUGUAGAGGGAUCUGUACAGUGCUUCUGUCCCUGCUGCCUUUGCAGAGACAAGCAAAUUGUGCCAUAAAGGCAGCAUUAGAGUCUCUUGCCUGCCCAUCUUCCCAUGCUACUUCUGUGCACUGAGGGCCUGAUCUUGUGCCAUUUAAGUCAGUAGAAGUUUUACUGAUGACUUCAGUCGGAGCAGGGUUGGGGCUCUAGUGGGAAAGCAAGGGAAAAUGGU
Messenger RNA from Malaclemys terrapin pileata, 6051 nucleotides. It is a transcript of the gene GRK4, whose product is annotated as G protein-coupled receptor kinase 4. Lineage: Eukaryota; Metazoa; Chordata; Testudines; Emydidae. Gene Ontology annotation, molecular function: ATP binding; G protein-coupled receptor kinase activity. The record is from RefSeq and is a predicted model, not a curated record. The transcript is spliced from 16 exons. Bases 83 to 1816 code for a protein of 577 amino acids. Gene Ontology annotation, biological process: regulation of signal transduction; protein phosphorylation; signal transduction. Gene Ontology annotation, cellular component: cytoplasm.